Messenger RNA from Lineus longissimus, 2363 nucleotides. RefSeq lists its product as uncharacterized. Gene Ontology annotation, molecular function: S-adenosylmethionine-dependent methyltransferase activity. The transcript has 4 exons. The record is from RefSeq and is a predicted model, not a curated record. NCBI's taxonomy places the organism in Eukaryota, Metazoa, Nemertea, Pilidiophora, Heteronemertea, Lineidae. Bases 80 to 979 code for a protein of 299 amino acids.
GUGCAAUCGAUUUUCUCAAGUUUUUGCAUAACUUCUCUUGAUAUUUUGCCCAAAAUAGGCGAAAAUUCACCAACUAAACAUGCCAUUAUUGUAUGGAAUUGAUCAUAGGGUAUUUGCCUUUGGUUGUUUGGGUAUCACAUCGGGUAUAGCUGCGUACUCCACUUACAAACUCUGGUCGAAUAGUAGGCGGCGGCGCCGGUGUGGAAAGGGUAACGAAUCCUACGAAACUCCAAAAGUACUGAACGAAUACCUCAUUUUCCAUUACGGCUCUCCAAGUGAGGUUUUACAGUGGGACUUCGUACCCAAGGACGUCUUGGAGUUCCCUAAGAGAUGUGCUGAUGUUUGUAUCAAGCAUUACAAAAAAGAGGACAGUAUACCUAACAGAGCCCUAGAUAUUGGCUGCGCUGUUGGACGCUCAUGUUUUGAACUUACCAGGGUAUUCGAUGAAGUGGUGGGAGUAGACUACAGCCAUUCAUUUGUGGAUGCUUGCAAUCAUCUCCGAGAGUCGGGCAGGAUGGAGUACUCUGUGAUAGACCAGGGAGAAAUGAAUAAAGAUCUUGUAGCACAAGUACCCAAAGACAUUGAGCGGUCCAAGGCAGUAUUUCAGUGGGGCGAUGCCUGUAAUCUUCCUCUAGACAUGGGAGCAUUUGGAUGUGUUUUAGCAGCCAAUCUUAUAUGCAGGCUCCACCUUCCCACAGACUUCCUUCAUCGAUUAAAGGCCUUGGUAGCUCCCGGUGGAAUUCUAGUCAUAACAAGCCCAUACACAUUUUUACCUGAGUAUACUCAAAGCGAAAAUCUUGUGGGUGCUUAUAUAGAUGAUAACGGUAGACCAUUUACUGCUUUUGAUGGCCUAAAGAAAGUACUCGGAAAAGCUUUUGACUUGGUGGAGGAUGAGGAGAUGCCAUUCUUUAUCCGGGAAACCGCAAGGAAAAACCAGUUGACCGUAGCGCAUUGUACAGUCUGGCGCAGAAAGAAGUAGUGACUUGGUUUAAUGGGGUUAAUUGGGGAGCAUAAUAAAUCACGUUGUUGGUGUUAAUUGAAACCUGGAGGGAUUUUAGGAAAUGAGUUUUGUUUUAGAAAUGUUAGAUGGGGUCCUAGAUUGAGUGCACACCUUCAGCAGUAAAAAAAUAUGCAUCAAAAACAAGUUUGUUUGAUAGUGAAUGAUGUAAUGUCCAGCAAAUUUAAGAAAUUCCAAGUUAUAUUUGAAUAUUUGUGGGAUCACUCCAUUUGUAGCGAUAGAUUGAUAUCUGACUCACUUGACUGCCCCAAAUUUCGUAAUGGCUGAAUGCAAUUGUGUAAAACUGUAAAAGACUGUCUUGCUGCUUUAAAGUAUAGUUGAGGGUGCCCAAGUUUGCCUGCAGCAAAAUUGUUACAUACCUGAAAUGAAGUGUGGACUAAAUCUUAGGGGGCUCCUAUUAUCACUGUAGUCCCUCCAGUACAACCUUGCUCAAAUUAAUACUCUUACCCUGACCCAGUAGUUGUAAAAGAGAUGGAUCACAAAAUCAAAAUGUGUUACUUCCUGUUAUGAUGUUGCAAAAUUCUGUUCUUGAAUUGAAUUUCUUUGGGGUGGCAUAAAACUUGCACAUUUUGGGUACAGUUUGUGAAAAUCUGGGGUUUUAAGUUUUGUCUGAAGUGAACUAUGCACUACAGUGUUGAAGAAUCAUGGUUAUGCUUUUAAUUUGGUUCAGUUUUCUUAAAACAAUUUUUUUUUAUUUUGCAUGUGGGGUGUUGGUUUAUCUCAGAACUUUUGCUGUACAUGCUGCUUUACAUUCCAUAUUGUCUGCUGUUGCAAUUGAAUAAUGAGAAAUAGAAGUAACAUCAUAAAAGCCAACCUCACCAGGAAUUAAAUUACAAAAAAACUGGGGCCAAGUGUAAUUUGACUGUAGUAGAAAAAUGCUCUAAUCAGGCCUUUCUUGUUCUUAUUCUUUGUCACAGUGUCUGCAGUAACUCUAGUUCAUGCUCUGCAAGUGUGAAACUGAGGUUUUUUAGUGUAUGAGAAAUGUUUGCAACCUGAAUUAAGUUAUGAAGUUAUUUAAAAGUGGUGCAGGUACGAUCAGAUGUGCUGAUACCAAGUAAUGGUUUUUCCAUUGUUCAUUUGAUGAAAUAUUAUUCAAAGGUCUGGUAUUGUAAAUUUUGAAGUUAGAAUUUGGCAAACUGAAAGGUUUAUGAUUUAGUGUGAGUGUAAUCAGAUGUCAAUACUAGAUCUCUAAUUCCAUGUAUUGUCGAGUGAAAAUGUCAUCAAUUUAUCAGAAUUUGUUGAGCAUUUCCUUUGGUUUUACUCCCGAAGUCCAAUACUUUGUGAGUUGUUGAUGUGUAGCACUGUGAUAUACAUGUGAUCUGUACAUUAAGGACAUAUUAAUAAA